Pieris macdunnoughi is the source of this 684-nucleotide messenger RNA. The record is from the annotation of a GenBank genome assembly. Lineage: Eukaryota; Metazoa; Arthropoda; Insecta; Lepidoptera; Pieridae.
AUGUUUUUAGCUUCACACUCGUGGAGGGUUUAUUUAAGGAAUCAGGUGUCUCUCGUACAAACAGGUUUUAGAUGGUAUAGUGAUAAAUGUGGCAAGCCCAAAAAGCCUGUCGCUACUCCAAAGAAAAAAAAAGUUUACGUAAAUCCACACGGGGACCGAUCGUAUAAAGUUGGAGAAGUCAGACGAUAUUCGCCAUUUCAUUAUCCCGAACAGUCAAAAGUAGAAUGGGUAGUGGCUCGUAUGGACGACAUUUUAAACUGGGGCAGAAAAGGCUCACUAUGGCCUUUGACAUUUGGCUUAGCAUGCUGCGCGUUGGAAAUGAUGCACUAUGCGGGCCCUAGAUACGACAUGGAUCGCUAUGGCAUGGUUUUCCGCGGCACACCGCGUCAGACAGACGUAAUUAUCGUAGCUGGUACUGUUACCAACAAAAUGGCACCUAUCCUUCGAAAGACCUACGACAUGAUGCCGGAGCCACGUUUUGUCGUAUCCAUGGGAAGCUGUGCAAUCGGUGGUGGAUAUUAUCACUAUACGUACUCUACGGUGCGCGGUUGUAAUCGGAUAAUACCAGUUGACAUAUACGUUCCUGGGUGUCCUCCGACAGCAGAAGCUUUGCUGUACGGCAUGUUGUUACUAACAAAAAAAGUCAAACGCAUGCGUAUCUGCCAAACUUGGUACAGACAUUAA